UAUGUGCAGAUGCUUCAUUCUCAACUCGGAAAAAGCAGUGUUUUCCGUUCUCCCCAUUUGUAUGGAACUUCUGCUUCAUUCCCAUUCCAUGGCAGCAAAGGUUUCAUUGCUUCAUCAAUACCAUCGAAACGGACAGCCAACUCCACCUCAACGACAUGGUACUCCGACAAGGAGGAAGAAGAAGCAGCAUACGCUUGUGCUCUACGGAAAUGCGUGGAGACUUCCAACUUAGGUUACGCGAAAGCAAUCCAAGCAAAGCUCUUCAGGACGCCCCGCAUGGCUUCCUCUCUGUAUCUCCACAACCAUGUUCUGAAUGCAUAUGUGAAAUGCGGGGACAUACGGGGCGGACUCAAACUGUUUGACGAUAUGCCGGAGAAGAACGUUGUAUCUUGGACUGCCCUCAUUGCGGGCUUCGUGCAAAAGGGUUUUCCUGUUGAGGCGUUCUCUUUGUUGUUUAGGAUGCACAGCAGUGGAUUAAAGCCGAAUGAGUUCACCUUUGUGAGUGCACUUCAUGCGUGUUCAUUUGCGGAUUCUUUGAGCUUGCUACACUUAUGUCAAGUGUAUGGUUUGAUUGUUAAGUUUGGUUUUGAGUCUAAUGUUUAUUUAGUGAAUGCUUUCUUGACGGGUUUGUUAAGGCAUCAUAGAUUAGAAGAAGCAAAGGAGGUGUUUGAGAAUUGUUCAAAUAGGGAUAAUGUGACCUGGAAUGCUAUGCUGGAUGGUUAUGUACAGCUUUGCUGCUCAGAAUUACCUAGGUUUUGGCUUAGGAUGAUAAGAAAUGGUGUUGAACCUGAUAAGUUCACUUUUUCAAGCGUGCUUACCGGAUUGGCUGAGCAUCCAAACCUUGAAAUGGGUGUGCAAGUUCAUGCUUGGCUCAUAAAGUGUGGCCAUGGGAAUGAAGUGUGUGUGGGGAACUCUUUGGUGGAUAUGUAUUUGAAGAGUCAAAGAUUGAGUGAAGGGUUGAAAGCAUUUGAGGAGAUACACUUAAAAGACGUGCGCUCCUGGACUCAAAUGGCUGCAGGGCUUUUGAAUUAUGAGAAGCCAAGCUGGGCUGUUCAGGUUGUUGGAAUGAUGAGAAUGGCUGGUGUGAGGCCUAAUAAAUUCACUCUUGCAACUGCGUUUAACGCAUGUGCCAAUCUGGCGUAUUUGAAAGAGGGGGAGAAGCUUCAUGGGUUGAGGAUCAAACUGGAAUAUGAUAUUGAUGUUUGUGUGGAUAAUGCCUUGCUUGACAUGUAUGCAAAAUGUGGGUUCAUGGAUGGUGCUUUCAUGGUUUUUAAAUCAAUGAAUGAACGCACCAUUGUUUCAUGGACAGCAAUGAUAGCAGGGUAUGCACAAAAUGGAUGCCCAAAAGAAGCCCUUGAAAUCUUCCAUGAAAUGAGGAGCAGAGGGGUGGAGCCUAAUGUUAUUACCUUAAUAUGUGUGCUUUAUGCUUGUAGCCAAGGGGGGCUUAUUGAUGAAGGGUGGAGUAUUUUCUCUUCAAUGAACCGUGAAUAUGGUAUUGUUCCUAUACAAGAUCAUUAUGCAUGUAUGGUGAAUCUCCUUGGCCGUGCUGGGCGUAUCAAGGAAGCUGAGGAAUUAAUUCUGGGGAUGCCAUAUCAACCAGGUUUGUUGGUCUGGCAAACCUUGCUUGGGGCAUGUGUGCUUCAUGGGGAUACAGAAACUGCUAAGCGAGCUGCAGAGAAAGCGUUAAGUAUUAACAAAAACGAUCCUGCAACGUAUGUAUUGUUGUCAAACACAUUUGCUAGUUUGCACCAUUGGGAAAACGUGGGAAAUCUGAGAGAAAUCAUGGAGAGUAGGGAUGUUAAGAAAAUCCCUGGUUCUAGUUGGCUUGAAAUAAACAGAGGGAAAUCGCUACUUGAAGCACUUGGAGAAUAUGCAUAAAGAGAAAUUGAGAAUGAUGGAAUGUUUUAGCACCAUAGUAGUCUUCUCACUGCUGAUAACUCAAAUGAAAGUUCCCUUGUACAAUAGAAUGGCAGUGAAAGUAAAAUGUAUCAUGUUGCCCACAUGAGCAGCUCAACUGGCCACAGAGGUGAAAAUUUGUCACAAGAGAACAAGGAUCGAGUCUCAGCAGGGACACUGUGGGAGCACAAUCUCUCAAAAUAAGAAGGGCUCUUUGUGCACAGUGAGUAAAAGUCUAGUAUCUUUUAAGUCGGUUGAGUCACCAUGAUUUAUCCCUUUACAAACUGCUGGGCCAGAGUGUGUGGGUGUCUGAGGUGGGUGAUUACACCUUUUGUCACAAGAAAAGGUAUCACGUCAGAUGGUCUUUAAUGAAGGAAAGAGAACAAACAAUUAAAGAAGUAGAACUUUCAAUAUUUGUGAUGCAAAGUAUUCUUUUAGUAGACUCAAAGGUUCUUUCAAUCUUUCUUAACCUAGCAGUCCUAGCUGUAAGGAUGGGACUAUAAUAUUGAAAGAAAAGUAUAGAACUUAAACUUGAAGGGAAAAGAAGAUAGGAAUUACUAGCCUUAGACUCAAGUUGGACUGGAGUGAAGAUUUUAUUUCUUCGUGCAGUCAUGUAAUACUUUUUCUCUUAUGUGCAAUUAAGAAGCCACU
Molecule: messenger RNA, 2547 nt
Organism: Ipomoea nil (Japanese morning glory)
Lineage: Eukaryota; Viridiplantae; Streptophyta; Magnoliopsida; Solanales; Convolvulaceae
Product: putative pentatricopeptide repeat-containing protein At3g15130
Exons: 2
Coding region: 10-1878 (622 amino acids)
Biological process (GO): RNA modification
Molecular function (GO): protein binding; RNA binding
Source: RefSeq, a predicted model, not a curated record